Messenger RNA from Volvox carteri f. nagariensis, 1583 nucleotides. RefSeq names its product 20S proteasome alpha subunit C (gene poa3). Lineage: Eukaryota; Viridiplantae; Chlorophyta; Chlorophyceae; Chlamydomonadales; Volvocaceae. Gene Ontology annotation, cellular component: cytosol; proteasome core complex, alpha-subunit complex; nucleus. The transcript is spliced from 7 exons. The record is from RefSeq and is a predicted model, not a curated record. Gene Ontology annotation, biological process: ubiquitin-dependent protein catabolic process. Bases 148 to 909 code for a protein of 253 amino acids.
UACCCUGCUGACGCCUACGGGCAACCUGCUGAGCUAGAUUGCGUGCCCCAACUUAAAAGUCCCGCAAGAUCUGUGUUUGCUAUCCAAGUCUACGUUUCUGGGGCCAGGCAUUUGACAUUGCACUUAUAUUAACGGUUGCCGAAUAUCAUGGCUAGGCGGUAUGAUUCACGCACAACAAUUUUCAGCCCUGAGGGGCGCCUGUACCAAGUGGAAUACGCGAUGGAGGCCAUUUCCAACGCUGGCGCUUCCAUUGGCCUGCUCGCGAAGGAUGGUAUCGUGUUGGUAGCAGAGAAAAAGAUCACCUCCAAGCUCCUCGAUACACAUGCGGUGGGCGUCCGCAGAGAGAAAAUGUAUCGGAUAGACAACCACAUUGCAUGCUCAGUUGCCGGCAUAACAGCUGAUGCGAACAUCCUCCUAAACAUCUGCCGCCUAGCCGCCCAACGGUACCUGUUCGCCUACCAGGAGCCCAUGCCGGUUGAGCAGCUCGUGCGCAACGUUUGUGACACCAAGCAGGGCUACACGCAAUUCGGAGGGCAGCGGCCGUUUGGAGUGUCCAUUUUGUACGCUGGAUGGGACGAGCACUAUGGCUUCCAGCUCUACCAAUCAGACCCCUCGGGUAACUACGGCGGCUGGAAGGCGGUGGCCAUUGGGGCGGGGCACCAGGCGGCUAACAACCUGCUAAAGAGCGACUUCAAGGAGGAUCUGCCGAUGUCUGAGGCCAUUCCCUUUAUCAUCAAGGUCUUGGCCAAGUCCAUGGAUACCUCCCUCACGCCGGAUAAGGUGGAACUGGCCACUGUGACGCGGGACCCGGGAAGCGGGGAGGUGCUGUACAAGAUUUACGAGGCUGCGGAGUUGCAGCCGUUGCUAGAUGCGGCCAACGCAGAGAAGGAGGCGGCGGCGCAGAGCUGAGGAAUAGGGGGAUGGUGGGAGCGGCCAUGGCGGCGGGUGCGGCAGCGAUAAAGCAGUAAUGAGGAGGGUUGUAGAUUGCGAUUGGGCCAGCUCGCCGGGAGCUUAUGGGGAGGACAAGGGCGAAGAGAGGACAACAACGGAAUUCAGGAAGGAGCUUGGGUUGGUCCAAACUGAAGCGGGAGAGCCGGGACGGACGCCGUUCUUCGGCUGGCCGUCGGGUUUCAUGGUGUACCUAUGUUGGGGGUUUGUCUCGAGGGGGAUUUGUCUCGAGGGGGGUUUGUCUGGGGUUGCGACAGGGGUUGGCUAGUGGGCUUUUGUAAUCGCCGCGGCGCUGUAGCGGUCAUCUGCUGCUGUUCUGUAGGCCCAGGGUCGCACAUUCGGUUCGGUGAUCAUCGUUACGACAAUGGUGAUGGUGAUGGUGGGAUAGGGCAAGCAGGGGCUUGCUCUCCCCACGAGCGGAGCAGGCACGCAACACAAACGUUGGUCCAACCCGGAGUUGGGAACCGCAGAAAAGGAAGAAGAAUAUGAAGAUGAAGAAGGAUGCGUUUUGCUGGCGUGAUGGAAGCUACCAGUGGGUGGUGUGGGCAGCUGGGCGGAUCGCAUGGGGCAGCAUGGGCAGCAGCACUAACCAGGCUGUUUUAUCGCCGCCAAAAGAGAAGGGCAAAACCGGCCUU